AGAAGUUCCUCAGGAGUUUCUUCCAGCAGAUCGAGCCGCGAGAGUUUCAUGAAAGUCAGCGUGGAUCUGUGCUCAGACCAGGACUCUCCUCAGCACGAUGGUUCUGACCCAGGACGGAUGGGACAAUCCGGGUUUGCAGGAUUUAUUUCUUGAGCUUCUGAAAGUCCGCCACAGUCCACAUCUCCGCUGUUCCCUCGCGUAUGUCUGGACCGGAGAGGCGCCUUUUCUUCAGCUCACCUCCGGCAGAGCGCAGAGGGAGCUCAGAGGAUGAGAGACUCGGACCGAACCGGACGGGUCGGUUAGUUCUGCACACACUGCGUUUUGUUCCUGACGAUGACGGCCUGGAAAAAGGCUCAAGAGUUUUAGGAUGAAAGUUGCGAAGCGUCUUUCUCUCCUGCUCAGCUGCUGGACUCUCAUUUACCUGCAUCCCGUCCUCGGCUCGCUGAGCCGGACCAGACCGAGCACCCCGCAGAACCAGCACCAGCAGCAGCAGCAGCGGCUUGGAGAGGCAGCGGAGCGCGGCGGGGACGGAGAGCAGGCUCACCGGCGCGGCGGCGGUGCAGGGAUCGGUGGAGCGACAACCGCGGUGAGGCAGCCGGUGACCGGGGCGUGGAAGCCGUCACCGGUGAGUCCGGCCAGGAUUACGCGGAUCCGCGCGGGCCCGCCGUUAAUCAAAGGCGAGACGACCGUUAUUAAAAGCAAAGCUCCGGUGAGCCGCGCGCAGCUCCGGGACAGAGCGGUCAGCUUCGGGCGCAAAGAGGCCGUGCGCUCGUGGCUGCCCGCCGGGGAUGUUCACGUCAAGGCGCACGCUCCCGCGGGUUUUAGCGCGCAUGCAGCGGGGAAAGGAAUCGGGACCGCGGCUGUCUCCGGUGGAAGAGGCGGAUCACCGGGGACACAUGUGGGGAAAGCUGCUCCAGCGCGCGCGGGGACUCCACAGAGAGGCGCCGGUGCGCAAAGGCAGCAGCAGAGCGCGGCUCCGGUGGCGCAGCGGGGAGCAACAAGCAGCAAGGCCGGGAGAGUGAGCGACAAGCAGCCGCUGGUCAUCCCUCAUGACUACAUGCUGUCCCUCUACUGGUCUCUGUCCACCGGGGACAUGAACAGCAGCGCGCUGCACGAGGCGGGUCUGGCCAACACCAUCACCAGCUUCGUGGAUAAAGGACAAGACGAGCGCGGUCCCCAGCUGAGGCGGCAGAGGUAUCACUUCAACGUCAGCUCCCUGGAACGAGACGGGCUCCUGGGGGCCGAGCUGCGCAUCCUGAGGAAGCGCCUGUCUGACCCCCGAAGAGCCUCAGUGGGAUCCACAGCUGAUGGAGGAGGAGGAGGUUCAUCCCCGUGCCUGAAGCUGUACACCUGCGCGUCAGGUAAACAACAAGCGGCUCUGCUCCAGACGAAGGCCGUGGAGGAUCUGCUCGGUGGAGGCGGAUUCAGCAGUAAAUGGGAAGUGUUUGACGUUUGGAAAGUGUUCAAGGGCUUCAAAGCCCAGCAGAACCAGCAGACCCAGCAGAACCAGCAGCUGUGCUUUGAGCUCGAGGGUCUGGAGCACAGAGGCGGUCGCCCCAUGGACCUGCGCACACUCGGGUUGGCCCGACCCGGCAGGACCAACAAGGAAAAGGCUUUCUUCCUGGCGUUUGGCAAAAGCAAGAAGCGCGACCUUUUCUACAACGAGAUCAAGGCGCGGUCAGGCCAUGACAACAAGACCGUCUAUGAAUACCUGUUCACCCAGCGCCGCAUGCGGCGAGCUCCUGCUGCAAGGGGCGCUAAAAAACCUCUGCAGCAGCCGCCGCCGCCGCCGCAGUCCCUCCCCCAACAUCAAGUGGUGAAGACGCAGGCGAGGCCGCGGUGCCACCGGAGACGACUCCACGUGAACUUCAAGGAGAUGGGCUGGGACGACUGGAUCAUCGCGCCACUGGAGUACGAGGCCUUUCACUGCGACGGCGUCUGCGACUUCCCCAUCCGCUCGCACCUCGAGCCGACCAACCACGCCAUCAUACAGACCCUGAUGAACUCCAUGGACCCGGAGUCAACGCCGCCGACCUGCUGCGUCCCGACGCGACUCAGUCCGAUCAGCAUACUCUACAUCGACUCGGCCAACAACGUCGUCUACAAGCAGUACGAGGACAUGGUGGUGGAGUCAUGCGGUUGCAGGUAGCGAAGAACGGCGAGACGGCGAAAGAGAGACAGUUCCCGCCCUUCGUUUGUCUGUUAAUAUUGUGAUCAAACCCAAAAAGGGAAGACGAACACUGAGGAAAACCGCCUGAGUCCAAACAGACAUUACUCUUCUCGCUCAAGUGGACUAUCAGACUGCAUACCAAAGACUGUUAAAGACUAAACAGAGGAAGAUAAACUCGUGGAGGUGAUGCUCUUUGACGCCCACUCACUAAAACUUGUGUAACGUUGAUGUUGGUGCUGACGAUGUUGGCGAGAUGCAUCUGGACGAAGCCAAAAACAACCAGAGAGCCGAGCGCUCUCGCUCAGUUUGUAAAAAGUUUGUGUAACAGAAAAGUUAUUUUAACAUUAUACUCAAAGACGCCCUUUUCUUCCAGCACUUAUCUGCCACCGUGCCUCUGCCCCAUUCAGACGUACAGCGAAGAGUAAUUUGUGAUCCAAGACGUUUCUUGUUUGUUUUAUAUGAAGCAUGUAAAGAAUUUCUGAUGUAUAAAUACAGGCCAGUGAUGAAGUGCUAAUCUGACCUGCCUCCAAAUGUGGGAAAAGUUGCAUAAACUACUCUUCAAUAAAAAAUGUCUAAUUGACCGAGCUCCAAACUCCUAUCAGUGUGAACUCUGCCCCCCCACAGGCUCCGUAGACUAAACUAUCAGAGGAAUUUGUGGGAUUUUAAGAAGCCAGAUCACAAUUUAACCCGAGAAUGACCUCGUUUGAUUUGGUUGAAAGUGUUUCUGUGGUCGACUUC
Larimichthys crocea (large yellow croaker) is the source of this 2908-nucleotide messenger RNA. It is a transcript of the gene gdf5, whose product is annotated as growth differentiation factor 5. Gene Ontology annotation, molecular function: growth factor activity; cytokine activity. Lineage: Eukaryota; Metazoa; Chordata; Actinopteri; Sciaenidae. Gene Ontology annotation, cellular component: extracellular region. The coding region runs from base 368 to 2149 and encodes 593 amino acids. The transcript has 2 exons. The record is from RefSeq and is a predicted model, not a curated record.